AUGUGCGCCGGCCACGACACCCACUACCCAUCCUGGCUCAACAACUCCUCCGCGCCCGCCGACUGUGGCUACGCCGGGAUCGGCCUUGUCUGCGAGGGCAACUCGACGCUGAUCCUCCCCGUCAGCGAUGUGCUCCUCGGAGGCGGCAACUGCCCCGCAGUCCGCCACCAAAUCAGCUUCGACAAGACAUGGAUGCAUAACACCAGCUCCAACGACAGCCUCACCUUCUUCUUCGGCUGUGACCCACGCGAUCCCGUGGCACCUGAUUUUUACACAUUCAAAAUCAAAUGCACGGGGUUCAAGAGUCCUCCAGAUGCUGGCCCAGGAGACUCCUUCGUGCUCAUGCCUGGUGAGCUUGAAAGGUACCUGGUGCACGAAUUGGCUACGAACUGCAGCAAGGUUGUCACCGUGCCACUGAGAGGCGAUGUUCUGAUGGCAGAAAGCAACCAGAUCAACUUCACAAGCGGCGGAUACGGAAACGUGCUUAAGCGUGGGUUCGAGUUGGAUUGGAGCCGUAUCACAGAGGAUGGGUGUCAGCAGUGCGAGGAGUCGUACGGGCAAUGCGCCUAUAGCCAACACAGGGUAUUCCUGGGCUGCUUGUGCCGCGGAGGGAAGGCGGGCAACCCGUAA
Miscanthus lutarioriparius is the source of this 630-nucleotide messenger RNA. Lineage: Eukaryota; Viridiplantae; Streptophyta; Magnoliopsida; Poales; Poaceae. The record is from the annotation of a GenBank genome assembly.